Molecule: messenger RNA, 1011 nt
Organism: Oncorhynchus gorbuscha (pink salmon)
Lineage: Eukaryota; Metazoa; Chordata; Actinopteri; Salmoniformes; Salmonidae
Product: RNA binding protein fox-1 homolog 1-like
Biological process (GO): regulation of alternative mRNA splicing, via spliceosome; nervous system development
Cellular component (GO): cytoplasm; nucleus
Molecular function (GO): mRNA binding
Source: RefSeq, a predicted model, not a curated record
ACACACUGAACACACCCACUGAACACACACACACACACAGGGAACAGCGCCCCAUCCAUAAUUGAUGCUAGCUGUGGGCAGGCAGAUGCUGGAGGCAGGAGGAAGAAGGGAGGGAAGGAGGGAGGAAGAAGGGAGAACAGCUGGAUGUGUUUAUGGAGGAGAAAGAGGAAGGCAAGAUGGUGGAGCAGGGUAACCAGGAGGCCCCUCCCCUCCAGACUCCAGGACUCAGCCGUACCCCUCCGCCCAAUUUGCCCCCCUCAGAACGGCCUGCCCGCUGAGUUCACCGCCUCACACCCUCACCCUGCGCCCCCCGACUAUACAGGACAGCCCCCCGUCAGCGAACACACCCUCAACAUGUACCCCACUUCACAGAACCACAGUGAACAGAGUGGACAGGACACCAGGAUACAGACCGUCUCAGCCACAGCCACAACAGAGGAGGUGUCUCAGACAGACAGUCAGCAGCAGAGCCAGUCGUCUGACAGUUGUAACAGUAAGACUCAGCCCAAGCGUCUCCAUGUCUCCAACAUACCCUUCAGAUUCAGGGACCCAGACCUCAGGCAAAUGUUUGGCCAAUUUGGUCAAAUCUUAGACGUUGAAAUCAUUUUUAACGAGCGGGGCUCUAAGGGUUUUGGGUUCGUAACUUUCGAGCAUAGUGCGGACGCUGACAGGGCGCGAGACAAAUUACACGGCACGGUCGUAGAAGGUCGUAAAAUAGAGGUCAACAAUGCAACGGCACGGGUAAUGACCAAUAAGAAGACAGUCAAUCCUUAUGCAAAUGGGUGGAAGUUGAACCCAGUAGUCGGUGCAGUCUACAGUCCAGAGUUCUAUGCAGUACCGGGCUUCCCCUACUCAGCAGCCAGUGCUGCGGUGGCGGCCUACAGAGGGGCCCAUCUAAGAGGUCGAGGGCGUACGGUCUACAACACAUUCAGAGCAGCCGCACCCCCACCUCACAUCCCCACAUACGGAGGUGUUGUUUACCAGGAUGGAUUUUAUGGUGCAGAUAUUUAU